Messenger RNA from Saprolegnia parasitica CBS 223.65, 2635 nucleotides. RefSeq lists its product as hypothetical. Lineage: Eukaryota; Oomycota; Saprolegniomycetes; Saprolegniales; Saprolegniaceae. The coding region runs from base 6 to 2564 and encodes 852 amino acids. Gene Ontology annotation, molecular function: calcium ion binding. The transcript is spliced from 3 exons. The record is from RefSeq and is a predicted model, not a curated record.
GGAGCAUGGUCGAGCCGAUGGUCGAGCCCGAAGCGUCCGAGUGGGACAUGAUUCUGGGCGACGUGCCCGUCUUCCAGGCGCAUCCCGCGGCCUUUGCCGACGUCCGGCGCCUCCUGGCGGCGCAGCCUAGCGAAGAGGCGCAGUACGAGACCGUCCAAGUGCUCAUGGGCCUUCUCGAGCCCGAGUCGGCGCGGGCGAUUGUCGAGGACGCCGACUCCAAGGCGCUGCUCGCCGCGUACUUUAAAGCACUCUCAAAAAGCACGGUCGCCGCGCUUGUGUCGCAGCUGCCGGCGGACGUCCAGGCGCUCCUGCCGCGUCGCAAGUCGACCAAGAAGCUCUCGUCCAAGCACUCGAGCGACAGCAUGAACGACGUCGCACCUGCCUAUGUGCCCCGCGGCCCGCCCAUGGCUGCAGAAGAUCCCAUCCCCGCCUAUGUCCCCCGCGGCCCACCGGUAGCGAUCGCCGAAGUUGCGGCGCCCAUCGUCGACGUCGUCGUCUCGCCGACGCCGCCAGUCGUGCGCCAGCCGUCGGCGACAGUCGCGCUCGAUGUGCGCCCCGAGUGGGAGGUCAUUCUUGGCGAGUGUCGUUUCUUCGAGGCGAAUCCGAGCGUGUUUCGCGACGUCCGCGACGCCAUUGAGUCGCAGCCGGCGUCGGCCCAGUACGAGGUCAUGCACGCUCUCGUGUCGCUGGUCGACGGCUCGUCGGGUGACGAUCCAGACCACGUGAUUGCCGCCGCGCCGAUCGUCAAGAGUCUCAGCAAGUCCAGCCAAGAGUUGCUCGCGACCGGCCUCUCGAGCACGCUCCAGCAGCUCUUGCCGUUUCUCGACAAGGUGCCGCUGGACAUGCUGCCAUCGAUGCUGCCGCCGACACUGCUGCUCAUGGAAGAGAGCGCGCGCGGCCAAAUCUACCCCGAGACCGCCGCCGCUGUCCACGAAAGCUUCUUUACGCUGCCCGAGAAGGUUCGGUCCCAAGUGAUCAACGCGCUGCCGCCAGAGGAGAAGAACAUGGUGCAGACGCUCGUGGAAACCACGGAGGGUCUCUCGACGCGCGAGGUCGCGGUGGUCAUCCAGCAGAUGCAGGCGCCGUCCGCGCCCGGGUCGGCGCCACACUCGUACGACGACCCGGGGUUUCUGAAAGAGCUCGCGCUCAGCGCGUCCAAGGCCCACGGCCGACGUCUCUGCCGGUGGGUGCAGUCGGCGCCGACGAGUCUCCGCGUCCUCUCGUUCGUCAACGGCGUGCUCUUGCUGAGUGCAUCGGCGAUCGCGUUUCUCUUUGAUUUGUUUUCUGGCUACUGGCUCGUCUUCCUCAUCAAUGCGUGGAUCCUCGCCUUCGCCGUCGUGCUUAUCGUGCUGGAGAUCAAGCUCUCAUUCUUUGAGAUGAAAGUGCUGCCGUUCGUCGUGCGUCAAGUGCCCUUGCUCGGGACCGUCUUUGGCCGCGGCGUCUUUAUGGUUUUUGUCGGCUUCCUCGCCAUGAGCCUCGUGCUCCACGCGACGUGGCAAAAUCUCUUGCUCUGCGGUGCCGGCCUGCUCUCAGCGCUCCUCGGCAGCGCGACCAUGCUGCUCAGUGCGCUCGCGUCGCACGAGUUUUUCCUCUUGUGUCGCGCGAUUCCGACCCAAGACGCGUGGGCCAAGGCCUUCAUUAGCGUCGACGUCGACGACUCGGGCGAGCUCGACAUGGACGAGUUCAUGCUCCUCUGCGACCGCCUCGGGUCGCGCAUUGAUGCCGUGUACAUCGAGUCGAUCUUUCGGGACAUUGAUACGGACAAGAGCAACACGCUGUCGCUGCCCGAGCUCCUCAACUGGUGGUCGCGCGCCAAGCUCCACGACGCACCGACGCCGCCGGCCAAGUCGGUCGUCCACGUCCCGUCGUCGGUUUUGAAAAAGGCCAACAUUGGUGUGAGCUGCCUCACGGUCCUCACGGGCGUCCUAAGUAAUGUGGCCGCCAUGCACGACUCGACAAGCUCGUCGGCAUCGCCCAUCUACGUAGUGCUCAACCUCUGGGUGAUCCUCUUUGGUCUGCUCAUGGUCGUGGUCGAGACGCCACUGCACCUCUUUCGCGACGCGCGCAUUUGGAUCACAGACAACAUUGUGCAAUUCCUCGCGUCGAUCUUCGGCCGCGCCGCCUUCUACCUCUUCAUUGGCACGUUUACACUCUCGCUGUACCAAGCCGAUGCGAUGGUGCUACCGCUCGUGACGGGUUCGCUCUUGAUUGUGAUGGCCGGCGUCAACUUGUACGUCGGGUACCAAGCCAAGGUGCCGUUCCGUCAGCUGGCACAGUACGUGCAGCCAAAGGACGUGGAAGCGAUCUUUGCCAUGCACGACCACGACAUGGACGGCAACUGGAGCCUCGUGGAGCUCAAGAGCUUCAUCGAGUCGCUCGGCUUGGACGUCAAGCCGCUCUUUUGGGAGCUCCUCGUCGACAACAUCGACCACGACCACUCGGGCAUGGUGUCGGUGACCGAGUUUGAGAGCUGGGUCGUCCGCCAUCGGGGCGAGACCGCGUCGGUAACGACGCACCACGCCCAUGCCGACGACGUGUACGACGCCGAGCCGAUCGCAGUCUAGUUGUAUUGGGACGUAGUAUCCUAUUACCGUCUUUCUUUCAACGGCCUUGGAGAGUCGUAGUUGAUUUCAUC